Molecule: messenger RNA, 1585 nt
Organism: Melopsittacus undulatus (budgerigar)
Lineage: Eukaryota; Metazoa; Chordata; Aves; Psittaciformes; Psittaculidae
Product: monocarboxylate transporter 13-like
Exons: 6
Coding region: 1-1383 (460 amino acids)
Biological process (GO): transmembrane transport; monocarboxylic acid transport
Cellular component (GO): plasma membrane
Molecular function (GO): monocarboxylic acid transmembrane transporter activity
Source: RefSeq, a predicted model, not a curated record
AUGGAGGCCAAAACCAGCAAUCCACCAGAUGGUGGCUAUGGAUGGGUUGUGGUAGCGUCAGCCUUCAUGGUGAUGGGCCUCACUGUUGCUGUCCUCAAGACUUUUGGUCUGUUGUUUGUUGAAAUCCAGCAGCACUUUGACGAACAUGCAAGUACCACUUCCUGGAUCACAUCAGUAACUAUUACUGUCUUCCAUUUAGGAGCCCCUGUUGCCAGCUCACUCUGUGCACGAUACACCCAUCGGGCAGUUGUGAUCACUGGAGGAUUCCUGGCUUUUUCAGGAAUGACACUGGGAUUUCUUGGACUCAACAUGGUCUGGAUGUAUGCAACAACUGGCUUCCUACAGGGACUUGGGAUUUCCUUUUCAUGGAUACCAGCCAUUAGCAUUGUGAGCCAUUAUUUCUCCAAGAAAAGAGCUUUGGCCAGUGCUAUUGCCAGUGCUGGAGAAUGUGUCUUUGCGUUCAUGUUUGGGCCACUUUUCCAGUGGUUGAUAAGUCAAUAUGGAUGGAAAGGUGCCCUCUUGAUCAUAGGUGGCAUCCAACUCAAUAUCUGUGUCUGUGGAGUACUGAUGCGACCCCUGGCAAGCAGCUGCCUCCUUGAGGCUAGACAUCAUGAAACUGAGAGAUCACCUGGCAAUGGUGAAUCUAGGAUAGACAAAGAAGAUAAGUCUCCCACCACACACAAAACCUUCAACUGGAUGCUUCUUAGACAACCAGAGUUUGUACUUUAUGCCGUUUUUGGUAUAUUAGCUGCUAUGAGUUUUUUUGUUCCUCCCUUAUUUUUAGUUCCACUUAGUUACAGCCUGGGAAUAGACGAUUCAUGGACUGCAUCACUGUUAUCCAUUUUAGCUAUGGUGGACUUUGCAGGCAGGCUGCUCUGUGGCUGGUAUGCCAAUCUCCACGUUACCAAAACAGUACAUUUGCUGACAGUGACAAUUACACUGAUCAGCACUUCCCUGAUGCUGUUGCCACUGGCUAACAGUUACCUGUCCUUGGCAAUAUUCACUGGCUUGUAUGGAUUCUUCUUUGGUACAACAGUCGCCAUUCAUAUUACAGUGCUAGCAGAUGUUGUAGGCAUGCCAGAUUUUGACAGUGCUCUAGGGCUUUUCAUGCUCAUUCGAAGCACUGGAGGUUUUGUGGGACCUCCUCUUGCUGGUCUGAUCGUGGACAUGACUGGAGAUUACAGAGCAGGCUUCUAUAUGGCAGGAGCAACUCUUAUCCUAUCAGCUGUGGUUUUAGUUACUUUAGAUCAGCUUCAACAGAGAAAAGAAAAAGGAACCCAGACCAAUACUACACAAGAAAACUCAACAUUACCCUAUUCUACCCUCAUUCUCCUGAAACUUCAAACCAAAAGAAGCUGUACUGAGAGGAAUUUAAACUCGUGAUAGUCAUAAGAGAACAGAUCAAAGAAGAAAAAACAGAGGAAGUCAAGGAGAAAAAAGCUGCUCAUGCCUUUCAGUUAACAGAGAGAAUACACAUCUGAAAGAGGCUUGAACAGGACCAAGCUCACAAUAUGCCUAGAAGAAACCACCAUAUAGAUGGCAACUUUUUCAGGGGGACAGGACGUGGCUAUCUUGCAGCAGAAGA